AUGGCCAGCUCGCGCUCUAGGAGCCGCUCGAGCUCAAGAGAGCAUAAGAAGCACAGGAAACGCUCUCGCGAAUAUAAGAGGAAACGUGAUAGAUCGCGUGUCCGCUCGCGCGAGGUUAAGCGUUCUCGAUCCUUCUCCGAGGAUCGUUUAGGCCAGGGAUCGCCGAGAUACUCGCAGACGCUUGGAGAUGCAGCACUCCUGACGAACAUUCUAGAGGCAGUUCAGGACCAAGGACGAAAGAUUGCCCUAUUGGAAAGCGAGGUUAGGGGACGACAGUCGCGUUCCCCCCCUUUUCAGCCACAAGAAGAGCCGACGACUCAUGAGAGCCGGGGCACCGAACCAGACGUAGCGUCAGAACCAAAGGACCACUCAGUCACUUUUGUAAAUACAGACGCUGAACAGGAUGGAGAGCCAUCACUGGUCAGCCAGCUGUUCCGCACUCAGCAGGAUUCGCUGGAGGUUUUGGCAUGGGAUCAGGUAAUGCUCGACUUUACCAGAGCUACCGUAAGGGCCGGGCUCCCAGACGAUUUGCGUACACAGUUGCUGACUAAAUUCGGGGUUAGGGAAGGUUUCGCAUCCUUCGGACCACCGAAACUCAACAAACUACUGCUGCCGGUGCUGAAAGCCUCAUCAACGGUUGCUAAAAGGGAUGAGUACCAGGCCCAAACGCAGGUCGCAGCCGCUCUCAAUGCCCUAGGCGCAGGCCUUUCCCACCUCACAAAACCUGAGGUGACCUCUCUCUUGCCAAUGGAUGGUAAGUCAGCGCUCAGCCAGAUCGCUGAAGGCAUACAACUUCUAGCCGAUCACCAAUAUAGGCUGUCACUAGCCAGACGGGCCUUCAUAAAACCGGCCUUGAAUUUGUUGGGGAAAUCUACCGCCGACCUAGCCCCAAUAGACGAGUGGCUGUUCGGGACUUCGUUCGUUGAAGAAGUCAAAGACGCCCAGGCCUGUCACCCCUCUCCCAGGAGCGAAGAUCCAAUCAGCCCGGAGACAGGCCCCAGCGGGAAACGCGAGAGCCCCUGCCCGCCAGUCGAAUCAACCGUAUCGCCGGGCAGGGGCUCACCUACCGAGGAGCCGGUCUCAAAGACCAGCGUCCCGCUCUCGCACACAUCGCCGCUGAAUCCGGUAAGAACCGCAGGCCGACUGGCUUAUUUCUUGCACAAUUGGAAGGUUAUAACAUCGGACCAGGAAGUUUUGCGGGCAAUUCAGGGAUAUAAAAUCCCUUUUUUCGUAUCACCACCCGCUCGCUCGGAGCUGGAGGAACCAACCUUUUCAGCCUCGUCCUCGACUCACUGUAACUUAGAAAUUGACAGACUAUUACGAAAAGGGGCCAUAUAUCCAGUUCAACCCUUAAGGGAUCAGUUUCUCUCCCCCUUUUUCCUAAUUGACAAACCAUCAGGAGGCAGGCGUUUCAUAUUAAAUCUAAAAGAGCUUAAUACCCACAUUCUCCCACCUCACUUUAAGUUGGAAGACUGGCGGACAGUUGUACGUCUCAUGCUCCCUAAUGUCGAGAUGGCAUCUCUAGAUUUAGAAGACGCUUAUUUAGCAGUGCCUAUCCACCCUUCGUACAGGAAAUAUCUUAGAUUCCGAUGGCAGGGGAUUAUCUAUGAAUUUGCGGCCCUACCAUUUGGCCUCGCUACAGCGCCGUAUAUAUUUACAAAAAUUUUACGCCCAGUGGUUGCUUAUCUUCGUGCAGAAGGUUACGAGUCGGUACUGUAUCUGGACGAUUUCCUCCUACUGGCCCACUUAAAAGAAGCCUGUCGACGUAAUGUGCAGGCGCAUAUCAAUACUCUUUCGAAGCUGGGCUUUGUUAUUAACUUUGGGAAGUCAGAACUGGAACCUGCUCGCCGUCGCAAAUACCUUGGCUUUGUGUUUGAUUCGGAAUCGCAAUCUGUCGCUAUUCCAGAAACCCGCCGAAUUAAACUGUAUUCGCUUGUUUCAGAUUUCUCGGCCAAAUCUCACUGCUCGAUCACGGAUUUCGCCAGCAUGAUUGGCUCCCUUAUUUCAGUCUGUCCCGCGGUGAAGUAUGGCUUACUCUACACAAAGAACUUUGAGAGGCAUAAAUUCCUGGCCCUCAAAGGAACUAAUAACGACUUCAAAGCUAGAAUGGUUAUCUCGCGGGAUCUCGAUGAGGAUUUCCGUUGGUGGCUGGAUGCUUUAGCCAAACAGGAUCGGGCGAAUCAUAUUCUAACAGGUCGCUUCGCUCGAGAAAUUUUUUCGGAUGCCUCCCUGACGGGCUGGGGCGCGUCAUCAUCCGAGGAUAGGACUCAUGGCUGGUGGUCUGAGGCGGAGAAGACCCUUCACAUUAAUACAUUAGAGCUUAAAGCCGCUUUCUACGGAUUAAAAUGCUUUGCAUCGGAUCUAAGUAACUGUGAGAUUUUAUUAAGGGUGGAUAACACCACAGCAAUAUCAUAUAUUAAUCGUUUCGGAUCGGUCAAAUAUCCCCACUUAUCAGCCUUUUCAAGGGAUAUCUGGCAGUGGUGUGAGGCUAAAAAUAUCUGGCUGGUAGCCUCAUACAUCGCCUCGGCCGAAAAUGCCAUUGCGGACGAAGAAUCUCGUCGCAGAAAUGCGGACACUGAAUGGUCGUUGUCCGCGGACGCUUUUCAGAUAAUAGACAGGGAAUUUGGCCCCUUUGACAUUGACCUCUUCGCUUCUAACAUUAAUGCAAAGUGCAACAUCUUUGUCUCCUGGUUUCCAGACCCAGAGUCUUUUGAUGUCGACGCAUUCACCCUUUACUGGGGUGAAUUCCAUUUUUACGCUUUCCCCCCCUUCAUUUUACUUCCACGGGUCCUACGGAAAAUCAUUGACGAUAAAGCAGAAGGGGUGGGAUCACCACCCGGCGGCCAGAUCCCUUUCCCUGGGGGCAGGGAACUUAUCGGGCAAGCAUUUAAGGCUAGAGGGGUCCCGCAGUCGGCCGUCGACAUCAUGUUAGCGUCUCUCUCACCAGCUACAAUCCGUCAAUAUUCGGGCCCUCUCCGCUCCUGGUGGGUUUUUUCUCAAAAUCAGCAUUGCUCUCCAUUCCGUCCAGAAACCAAGGAUGUCCUCCUUUUUCUGUCAGGUCUAUCGCGAACAGUAGGCUCUUAUGCCUCGCUGAACUCUGCCAGAUCCGCGAUUUCUCUAAUUUCGUCAAACAAAAUCGGUAACGACCCCUUGAUCAAACGGUUCUGUAAGGGGAUUAGUGUACUGAAACCUUCCGGUCCGCGUUAUGAUUACAUUUGGGAUCCAUCCCCGGUAAUAUCGAAACUGACAACCCUCUUCCCACACGAAUCGCUAUCACUAGAGGUGAUAACUAAGAAGUUAGUCGUGUUAUUAGCGCUAGCAUCGGGACAACGGUGUCAAACCCUUGCCGCGAUUCGUGUUUCGCAGAUCUCAUUUACUGCACAAAGGGUUCUCAUUCGCGUACCGGAUCGAAUAAAGACCUCAGCUCCGGGCCGAUCUCAACCUCUUCUGUCCUUCCCUCGAUUCAAGGGGCACGACAAUUUAUGUGUUGUCAAUUUACUCUCUCACUAUUUGUCAAGAACGCAAGACAUUCGCCCCUCGGCCUGUGAUUCCCUCUUUAUUGCGCUCAAACGCCCGCAUACCGCGGUAGGCACCCAGACGAUUAGCCGUUGGAUAAAAAGUACCCUAGCCGAGUGCGGUGUAGAAGACAUCUUCUCCGCUCACAGUACGCGACAUGCGUCAACGUCACUCGUGGCCCAGAAGGGCUUCUCUGUGAAUCUUAUCAGGCGGGCGGCGGGAUGGUCCGGCGAAUCGCGUGUAUUCGCGAAUUUUUACAAUAGAACAGUAUUAGACGAAGACGCGUUCGCUAACGCGAUCUUAUCAUCAAGUCUAUCCAUGUCAUAG
Trachymyrmex cornetzi is the source of this 3843-nucleotide messenger RNA. RefSeq lists its product as uncharacterized. The coding region runs from base 1 to 3843 and encodes 1280 amino acids. The transcript has 4 exons. Gene Ontology annotation, biological process: DNA integration; DNA recombination. The record is from RefSeq and is a predicted model, not a curated record. NCBI's taxonomy places the organism in Eukaryota, Metazoa, Arthropoda, Insecta, Hymenoptera, Formicidae. Gene Ontology annotation, molecular function: DNA binding.